Messenger RNA from Paramecium octaurelia, 1770 nucleotides. Lineage: Eukaryota; Ciliophora; Oligohymenophorea; Peniculida; Parameciidae. The record is from the annotation of a GenBank genome assembly.
AUGUCAAGUUUUCACAAUAGUCACAAUAGCGAGGUUCAUUCUCCCAGAAUCAAACCAAAAUUAACAGAAGAUCAAAAAUUCCAUCUCAUCAAUCAAUUCUUCGUUAAAAAACUAAAAUUUCCGACCCUCACUAAUGCAAUCAUAGAUGAAGCCAUCAGUCAAGAUUUUAUGCCAUUCGAUGAUAAAGAUAAAAUCUUGAGAGAUCCCAAUAAACUAUCUAUUUUCUUCUUGAAACUGGAUCCUCAAUCUCCUCGAACAAAAGAGGCCUUGAAUAAAUUAGAUUUAGGUGAGAAUGCAUGUCACAUAUUUACAUUUUAGCAGUUUCAAAUGCCAGAACUUCAUCCCAUUCAAAAUCUAAUAAAUUAUAUGAACUAUCUCACUGAAAAGUAUAAGGAAUUGUUGCGUAUAGUGAGUACAAGAAAUUCGAUUAAAAAACAAGAGAAACUAUAGAAAUCAAAAAAUAAACUCAACAAAUCACACACUCAAUAAAAUACCUCAAGUAUCUGUCUCCAUUUCAUCUAUCAGGCUUCCUCACUGAUGGCGGUGCUCUAGUCAUACCCACAAAGUUGACCACUAUCAUGUCAAAAUCAUUCAACACUCGUUCUCUCGAUUUCUUAUAGACUUCCUUCGAAGAGAGACUGGAAAUGCAAGCCAAGAAAAGUUAGGAAUACCUACAAACUCUUAGUAGAUACAAAUAAUUGGAAGAAGAAAAACUUAAAUCCUUGCAUGAUUAUUAUCAACAAAAAGUUCCUAUCAUGGCCAAAAAGGUAGAAGCUGUCAAACAAAUGAAUAAAAUGUAAUAAAUCAAAAUGUUACCUUAGAAAGCAAUAAGAACGAAAGAAAAUCUUUCAAGAUCGUUAGAAGAGGACUCUCGAAAAAAUACACGAAUUAGAGACUAAAGACAGAGAAUAAAGGAUCAAAGUACAGGAAUAUCUGAACAAGAAGCAAGAAAUCACUCAGCAAAAUAAAAUUCAAUUUGAUUCUUAGCAUAAUCAAGAAUUGAAAGAACAACUAGAGAGAAAUCAAAGGAAGGAAGAAGAGAGAAAAGAAAAGAAGAAACUAGCUAUUUAUAUGGAAGAUCAAUAGAUUGAAUAGAUUAUGGAGAAAUAAAUAGAGAAGGAUUAUAUGACUGAGUAAAUACUGUCAAAAUUAAAGGAUGAAAUCAAUUAAAAGAGACAAUUGAGUCUUUAGAAGUAAGAAUAAGCACAGUAGAAGGUAAUAUAAACUCAGAUUGAAUAUCAAUAAAAUAAGCUUGAAUAAUAUAUUAAAUUUGCUGAUUUGAGUAAUAAAAUGGUUGAAGAGUAAAUGUUAAUCAAGAAUGCAUAAUUAGGACAAGUAAAAACUAAAUUAGCUACUUAAUUUAGAAGAGUGAAGAAAAACAAAGAAAAAUUGAAUAGUUUGUUAGAAUAGAAAAUAGAGAUCAUAAAGAAGAAGGAAAAUGAUAAAAGUAUAGUUAUUUGAAAUCAAAUUAGAUAUUUCAGGUAGAUUGCAGUCAAUUCAAUCAAGUAUCGAUAUUAAAAUCAAAGAGUAAUCUGAAAAAAAUAAGAUGAGAUUGUAAAGAGCCUUAAAUAACACAAGAGCAUUUGCAGAAGAGAAAGAAGUAUAUAGUUAAACCAUUAAUAGAGAGAACAAUAAAAGAUAAUUGAUAAAAUGAUGGAAGAAAGUCUAAAAUAAAAGCAUCUCAAAAGUAGAAAAGAAUAAUAUAGCUAAGCCAUUUUAAAAUAGCAUUUACUUGAAAGAUAAAGUGUUGAUAAAAUAGUAUGUUAAUGA